Melanaphis sacchari is the source of this 2381-nucleotide messenger RNA. RefSeq names its product poly(U)-binding-splicing factor half pint (gene hfp). Gene Ontology annotation, cellular component: precatalytic spliceosome; catalytic step 2 spliceosome. Gene Ontology annotation, molecular function: RNA binding. The record is from RefSeq and is a predicted model, not a curated record. Bases 490 to 2163 code for a protein of 557 amino acids. Lineage: Eukaryota; Metazoa; Arthropoda; Insecta; Hemiptera; Aphididae. The transcript is spliced from 10 exons. Gene Ontology annotation, biological process: alternative mRNA splicing, via spliceosome; mRNA splice site recognition; regulation of alternative mRNA splicing, via spliceosome.
UCUUGUCCAUGACCCAUGUCAGACGAAUGUUGAAACUAGAACUUAUAGUUUUCUUAAUCUCAAAUACUACAUUACAUAGUACAUUGUAAAUACUAUACAUAAUAGUCCAAUAUUCUAAUAUUCACAGUUUACACUGGUUACUCAUUUUCAAUACUCAUUUUAUAAAUAUUGGAUUAUCAGCAUUCACCCAAUCGUACUAAAUUUGCAGCGUUUGAUCACCAUCACUCGUUUUCACCUAUAUAUUUUUAAUUCUCAUUAACUCUGUUCUCCGUUUUUAUACUGUAGUUAAUAUUCUGUUAAAUUAAUUAUCUUAAAUUUUUUUGUUAAUUUUUCAUUUGAGUGUUUAUAGUUAUACCUAACCUUAUAUUAAUUUAUAUAUCGUUUCAACUAUAAUUCAAAGGCGCAUUUCAAUUCGUUCAAUUAUUGCCAAAUAAUUGAGUUGUGUAGGUAAUAGUUAUUACAUUAUUUUUCAAUAGAUUCAAACUAAUCAUGAUGAAUGGAAGUAUUGGCUUGCAACAACAACCAUUUAUUAACACACUAUCAACGGCUAAUUCCAACAACUACCAACCUGCAUCCGUCUCAGCACCUACCAUGUCAAAUGGUACAGAAGAGGAACCAGAAGCUAAAAUACCAAAACUUGAAGUGAAUGGAACUGCAUCAUUCACUACAGCACCGUAUGAUUUCAACCAAGUUGGCACUUUAAUCUCAGGUCCUGGUUCAAGACUUGGUAUUUUAGGUGCUCUUGCUGCUCCUUUAAUCAAAUUAAGUACGGAACAAAAUGAAGCUGUGGCUAAAGCUAAAAAAUAUGCUAUGGAACAAAGUAUUAAAAUGGUAUUAAUGAAACAAACAUUAGCCCACCAACAACAACAAGCUAAGUCAUUCCAUCGUCACCAAGCUUUAAUACUGAUGUGCAGAGUAUAUGUUGGAAGUAUUAGUUUUGAACUUAAAGAAGACUCAAUUAAACAAGCAUUUUCACCAUUUGGUUGUAUUAAAUCAAUUAACAUGUCUUGGGAUCCUAUCACUCAAAAGCACAAAGGUUUUGCAUUUGUUGAAUAUGAAAUACCAGAAGCUGCUCAGCUUGCACUUGAACAAAUGAAUGGAGUAAUGCUUGGUGGUCGAAAUAUUAAAGUUGUUGGGCGUCCCAGCAAUAUGCCACAAGCACAAUCUGUCAUUGACGAAAUACAAGAAGAAGCUAAACAAUAUAACCGUAUUUAUGUAGCAUCAAUACAUCCUGACUUAACUGAAGAUGAUAUAAAAAGUGUAUUUGAAGCAUUUGGUCCCAUAAGAACAUGUAAGCUCGCACAAGGUAGUACACCGAAUAGACAUCGUGGCUAUGGUUUCAUUGAGUAUGAAGGUCGUCAAGCGGCUAUUGAAGCAAUAUCUUCAAUGAACCUUUUUGAUCUUGGAGGCCAGUAUUUACGAGUUGGACGUGCUAUUACUCCUCCAAAUGCUCUUCAUGGUCCUUCAUCUUCAAGUCAUAUGCCUACAGCUGCUGCUGUUGCAGCUGCAGCAGCUACUGCAAAAAUUCAAGCAAUGGAUGCAGUUGCUACAAAUGCAGUUUUAGGUUUAAGUAAAUUAAGUUCUCAAUUAGGUGCUCAAACUGCUGUUUUACCUGGUUUACAACAGUUACCUACUACGUUAGGUAUAACUCCUGCUGUUCCAGCUGUUACUAUACCACCACCAGGAAUAGCUAUACCACAACAAAUUAGAGCUACAGUACCAAUAAUACCAGGAACCACAGGAUUGAGUCCAGUUAUUCAACAAGCUAUACCUCCACCAACACUUAUAAAUCCUACACAAUUAGCAGCCCCUGUGAUACCAACAGUUACAGCAGAUGCACAAAAACGAGUUGAUCAACAAAAAAAACAAGAAGAAUUACAAAAAAAAUUAUUGGAAGAAACUGAACCUCAAACAUUGCAGCAACAAGAAAAUAUGUCUAUUAAAGGUCAAAGUGCUAGACAUCUUGUUAUGCAAAAAUUAAUGCGGAAAACUGAGAGUAGAGUUGUUAUACUUAGAAACAUGGUUGGUGUUGAAGAUGUGGAUGACAGUUUACAAGAAGAAAUUCAAGAUGAAUGUAGCAAUUGUUUCCAGUUGCCUUCCGAGUAUGAGAGAUGGCAAUCUAUUUCUCUGAAUAGCCUGUCUAGACAGAAAAGCCUCCAGUGACAGUGUUUGAACCAGUAACGAUGCACAUUAACAUUGCUGUCUUAUUCUACUCAGCCACUCAGUCCCACUUAUUAUUAAUAAUAAAUUUAAUUUAAAUUGUGUAUUAAUAUAUUAUUUUAUAUAGAUUUGGUGUUGUUGAACGUGUUAUUAUUUAUAAAGAAAAACAAUCAGAUAGUGUUGAUGAUGAUUCAGAUACAAUUGUAAAAAUAUUUGUAGAG